UUGUUGUUUUGAUCAAACGUAAUGCGUUAGCUAGGAAGGUACCGCCGUAGCUAAUUCUGUUACACUGGUUCAUUUGAAAAGAAAAUUAGUUGUGAAUGUCUUGCUAGAGUUAUAAUAAUAUACAUAAAGCCAUUGUUUUUCAAACGUGUUUUGAAACUAGUUUUUUAUUUUUGUUAGCAAACGGAAGCUUUCAAAGAUGACCACCUCACUGUCAGACUUCAGCACCCAAAUAGAAUGGCUAGCUACUUACCUGUGUUAGCUUGCUGAUUUACGAUUUAUCACGGAUGUCAGGAACAGAAUUUCUCUGGGCAGAAGGCUAAAUUACCGUUACUGUAAAGGAAACUGAGUAAGAUUAAGGGAUGGAUUCCACAGAACUGGAGCACGAUGCAGUGAAGUUUGCCAAAACUGCUGUCACCUACGACCAGAAUGGAAAAUACAACGAAGCUGUCUUUUACUAUAAGGAAGCGGCCCAAGCGCUGAUCUACGCUGGGAUGGCCGGGUCCAAGUUGGAGAGCAUCCAGGAGAAGGUGAACGAGUAUCUGAACCGAGUUCAGGCUCUACACAAUGCUGUUCAGGCUCAGAGCAGCGACCCUCUGAAGUCCAAGCAGCAGGUCGACCUGGAGCGAGCCCACUUCCUGGUCACCCAGGCCUUCGAGGAGGACGAGAAGGGCAACGGGGACGAGGCCAUUGAGCUGUACACUCAGGCUGUGGAGCUGUGCAUCCAGACGUCUAAUGACACGUCAGAUCAGGGGCUGCAGAACAAACUGAAACAGCUGGCUCGUCAAGCCCUGGAUCGGGCGGAGGGGCUGAAAGAGUCCCAGUCCAGAGCUGCCCAGGACAAACCAGGACCCUCGGGGGCCAAACCUGGUGGUGGAGGGGGUCCAGUCAGACAGUUCUUCCCCCUGGGCCCUGACUUCUCUCUCAGCGACCGACCCCAGCCCGUCAGAGCGGUCCAGUCCAGCGAGCCGCAGGGUCAGCGCUACACGGCCGAGGAGAUCGAGGUGCUCCGGAGCACGUCUAAGAUCAACGGCAUCGCCUUCGUCCCGUUCAUGAGCGUGGACCUGAAAGAGCGCUUCGCCUUCCCCGUUCCUUUCUCAGAUAAAACAGGCAAGCUGGCCCUGUCCCCCAAGCAGAAAGCCAUCUUCUCUCGCUGGGUCCGACCUGACGAGAUCUGCAAUAAUCCAACCAUGAUCCUGUCGGUGUCCAGCUUUAGUAUUAAACAGACGGUGGUGUCGGACUGCUCGUUCGUGGCCUCGCUGGCGAUCAGUGCCGCCUACGAGAGACGCUACAGCAAGAAGCUCAUUACCAGCAUCAUCUUCCCCCAAAACAGGAAAGGAGAACCUGAGUAUAACCCUUGUGGGAAAUACAUGGUGAAGCUUCACAUCAACGGCGUGCCUAGGAAGGUGAUCAUAGACGACUUCCUGCCUGUAGACAGGAAUGGCGAGCUGCUGUGCUCCUACUCCAGCAACAGGAACGAGCUGUGGGUGUCCCUCAUAGAGAAGGCCUACAUGAAGGUGAUGGGAGGCUACGACUUCCCUGGCUCCAACUCCAACAUCGAUCUGCAUGCGCUCACCGGCUGGAUCCCAGAGCGCAUCGCCAUGCACUCGGACAAUCAGUCCUUCAGCGAGAAAGACAGCUUCCGCAUGUUGUACCAGAGGUUUCACCGUGGCGACGUCCUCGUCACCACGGCCACGGGAGUGAUGACUGAGGAGGAGGGCGAAAAGAGGGGUCUAGUGCCCACGCAUGCCUAUGCCGUCCUAGAUAUCCGGGAGCACAAGGGAAUGCGGUUCCUCCAGCUGAAGAACCCCUGGAGCCACCUGAGGUGGAAGGGUCGCUUCAGCGAGCGCGACGAGAAAAACUGGACCCCGGAGCUCCUCAAGUACCUCAACUUUGACCCCAAAACGGCCCAGAAAUUUGAUAACGGUGUGCUCUGGAUAACAUGGCAGGACCUGUGUCAGUACUAUGAUGUCAUCUAUCUGAGCUGGAACCCCGCCCUCUUCAAAGAAUCUUCCUGCAUCCACAGUAGCUGGGAUGGGAAGCAGGGCCCAGUAAAGGAUGCCUACAGCCUGGCCAACAACCCCCAGUACAGACUGGAGGUGCAGUGUCCAGCAGGGGGCGCUGCUGUCUGGGUGCUGCUCACCAGGCACAUCACAGACAAGGAUGACUUUGCACAAAACAAGGAGUUCAUCACCUUAGUUGUUUACAAGACGGACGGCAAAAAGGUUUACUACCCAGCCGAUCCCCCACCCUACAUUGACGGCAUCCGAAUUAACAGCCCCCACUACCUGACCAAGAUUAAACUGACCAGCGCGGGCACACACACCUUCACACUGGUGGUGUCUCAGUACGAGAAACAGAACACCAUCAACUAUACCCUGAGGGUGUACUCCGGCUGCAAGUUCAGCUUCUCCAAGAUCCCCACUCCCUUCACGCACACCAAGAGGAUUAAUGGACAGUGGAAGGGGGCAAGUGCGGGGGGCUGUGGGAACUAUAAGGACUCGUACACACACAACCCCAUCUACCAGCUGAACCUGGAGCGGCCCGGCCCCCUGCUCAUAGAGCUAAGAGGCUCCAGGCAGUACAGUGUGGGCUUUGAGGUGCAGACGGUCUCCACCGUGGCGGAGGCGGGGCCAGGCGGCCUGCAGAAGAGGAGCAGCGGAGACUACAGGUGUGGCUUCUGCUACAUGGAGGUGGACCAAGUCCCCGCCGGCAUCUACAACGUCACUCCCACCACCUUCCUGCCCAAACAGGAAGGGCCCUUCUUCUUGGACUUCAGUAGCGCCAUACCGUUGAAGGUCUCCCAGCUGCAAUGAGGAAACCGAGGCGGGGGGUGCGAAGGGACAAGAGGGAACAAAUAAUGGGCUUUAUGGUUUGGAGAACGUUCCUCUUGGCUUUAUCUGCUCUGACCAUGGACCUUCAACCGCGUUCCGACCGCAUGCGGACGGCGAACCGCUUCUCAGGAGGCCACGACACGACAGGGACUUCUGUGUUGCAGCGACAUGACGUCCUCCUUGCCACCGUGGGACGACAGUGGAGCCGAGGGGUUCCGCCCGCGGACCUCGGCAGGGCUCAUCUCCGGGCCUCCAGUGCAGCUCGACAGACGGACGGGAGCUUUGUCACACUCAGCCAGCUGAAGCAGGAUGAGUCUUCAAACGGUCUUGCCAACGUAUCUUUCGUUCACUUUGCGUUUUCUCAAUUAUGCACUUGUCAGUUGUUCAGCCCUUUCUGUCCGCCAAGAUUGUGUCAAAUAGGCGAGACCUACUAAUUAUACUCGGUGCUAAGACGUUUCAGUGCAGAGAAAAUACACAAAACCAUCUUCAGGAAAGUCAUGGCCAAAGUAAAAUGACAUUACAAUAUUGUUUCACAAGCAGUAAGGAGAGGUGUGUUUAACCUUAAGCAAUGCCAGGCACUUCUUUAAAAUGGCUGGGUCCGUAUCGCUUCAUACUUAUUUCACUGAAUUCGAUAUGCCACUGUAGCCUAUGUUUAAAAAUGCAAUAGUACAAUCUUAUGGUGGUCUGUGAACUUGCACUUAAUGUCGAAUGAUGCAAUGAAGGACUUGAAAUUG
Hypomesus transpacificus is the source of this 3565-nucleotide messenger RNA. RefSeq names its product calpain 7 (gene capn7). The record is from RefSeq and is a predicted model, not a curated record. NCBI's taxonomy places the organism in Eukaryota, Metazoa, Chordata, Actinopteri, Osmeriformes, Osmeridae. Gene Ontology annotation, biological process: proteolysis. Gene Ontology annotation, molecular function: calcium-dependent cysteine-type endopeptidase activity.